Molecule: messenger RNA, 2274 nt
Organism: Betta splendens (Siamese fighting fish)
Lineage: Eukaryota; Metazoa; Chordata; Actinopteri; Anabantiformes; Osphronemidae
Product: 6-phosphofructo-2-kinase/fructose-2,6-bisphosphatase
Exons: 14
Coding region: 718-2130 (470 amino acids)
Biological process (GO): fructose 2,6-bisphosphate metabolic process; fructose metabolic process
Cellular component (GO): cytosol; 6-phosphofructo-2-kinase/fructose-2,6-biphosphatase complex
Molecular function (GO): fructose-2,6-bisphosphate 2-phosphatase activity; ATP binding; 6-phosphofructo-2-kinase activity
Source: RefSeq, a predicted model, not a curated record
UUGUAAUGAUCAUUUCAUUUUAAUCUCAGCAGAUAUUAUUUCAAAGUAAAGUUUAUUACCAGAGAAGUCAAAAAUACAAGCAUACAAAAAACCCACAAAUCCCACAAUGAAUCAAAAAAACACAUUUUAAUUCUACACUGUUGUGUUUGGUGUGUGUUUCCUCUGGUGACAUCACUUCCUGUUUCCUGUCUGUCCUGUCAGUCACCUCCACCUGAACUCCAUAACUGCAGUUUUCUGGGUCAUAUGUUUGUCGGAGUUUGUUCACUUUUGUUACUGGAUCUUUUAUUUGCUUAAACCUUUCAUUGUUACGUGCUUAGUUGGUUUGUUUUUUUCCUGUUCUCUGUCGCUUUAGUGGAAUCCUCAGUUUAUCAGUAGCUUUCUCCUUGGCCAGUGCUUCUGCCUGAGCACUUAGUUAGUGAAUCUUCAUUUCCCUGUUUUAUUCUCAUUGUUUUUUAAGCUAGCCUUGGGUGCCAUGCUCCUUUGUCCUCCUUGGUUGCAUUGGUGUUGUUGUUGUUGCUGCUCAGGCCAUAACUCAUGGGUUGGUUUGCUGCACUGGCUUUUAGAUGUUAGAGCAUCAUGGCUGCAGGUUUUGGAGUUGAUGACCUUCCUCUGGGUUAAGGUUCAGGUGAGUGACACGUCAUUCAGCCAUUCAGAGCACACAGCAGACACACAGCACUGAGGUUUGGACACACUUGCACCAUCUCCCAUAUCGAAGCCAUGUCUAAAAGAGAGAGCACGCUGACUCAGAAUCCUCUGGAGAAGACGUGGGUUCCGUGGAUCAGGAGCCGGCUGAGCCAGCGCAGAGGCUCGUCUGUGCCGCAGUUCACCAACUCCCCGACUAUGAUCGUCCUGGUCGGACUCCCAGCAAGAGGAAAAACAUACAUCUCUAAGAAGCUCACCAGGUAUCUGAACUGGAUCGGUGUCACAACCAAAGUGUUCAACGUUGGCCAGUACCGGAGAGAUGCCACCCGUUCAUAUAACAGCUACGAGUUUUUCAGACCUGACAACACGGAGGCCAUGAAGAUCCGCAAAGCUUGUGCCAUCGCUGCCCUGAAAGACGUCUGUGACUACUUCACUAGAGCGCAGGGCCAGGUUGUGGUGUUUGAUGCCACCAACAGCACCACCGAGCGCAGAGAGCUCAUCCUCAGCUUUGCUAAAGACAACGGUUACAAGGUUUUCUUUGUGGAAUCAAUAUGUGACGACCCAGAAAUUAUUGCUGAAAAUAUUAAGCAAGUGAAGCUGAGCAGUCCAGACUAUGCAAACUGUGACAAAGAGGAGGCCGUCGCUGACUUCCUGAAGAGGAUUGACUGUUACAAGCUCACCUACGUUCCCCUGGACGACAGCAAGGACAGGAACCUGUCCUACAUCAAGAUCUUCGAUGUGGGCAGCCGAUACCUGGUCAACAGAGUCCAGGAUCACAUCCAGAGCCGGAUCGUGUACUACCUCAUGAACAUCCACGUCACACCCCGGUCCAUCUACCUCAGCCGCCACGGAGAGAGCGAGCUCAACCUGCUGGGUCGUAUUGGAGGAGACUCCGGGCUGUCGCCUCGUGGGACCAAGUUUGCCUGUGCUCUGGGCACGUACAUGCGUGGCCAGUGCAUCAGUGACCUGAAGGUGUGGACGAGUCACAUGAAGAGGACCAUCCAGACGGCAGAGUCUCUAGGAGUCCAGUAUGAGCAGUGGAAGGCUCUGAAUGAGAUCGAUGCUGGGGUUUGUGAGGAGCUGACGUAUGAAGAGAUCCAGGACAAUUACCCAGAGGAGUUCGCUCUGAGGGACCAGGACAAGUAUCGCUACCGCUACCCCAAAGGGGAGUCUUACGAGGACCUGGUCCAGCGUCUGGAGCCGGUCAUCAUGGAGCUGGAGAGGCAGGAGAACGUUCUCGUUAUCUGUCACCAGGCUGUGAUGAGGUGUCUGCUGGCCUACUUCCUGGACAAGAGUGCUGAAGAGCUGCCCUACCUGAAGUGUCCUCUCCAUACGGUGCUGAAGCUCACGCCAGUGGCCUAUGGCUGUAAGGUGGAAUCUGUCUUUCUCAACAUCGAAGCUGUGAACACACACCGAGACAAGCCAGUGAACGUGGACGUAGACAGAGACCCAGAGGACGCACUGAGGACGGUCCCAGACCACAGUUAGAGGCCAACAGUGAUGAGGGAGCUGUGACCAGUCUGGAUGUUACACUUGUUGCUUAGUUGCAUAGUGACCAAAGUCUGAUUAUGCCACGUUAACUUUGAUGUUUGAUGGUGAACAGACCAGCGUUAAACUACAUCUGUCCUUCCA